GUAUACGCGCCUUAACUGUUUGCUGUUCCCCAUUCCGUCUACGUCUUGCUGAUUACUUUAGCCGGAAAAAUGUCGGACGAGGUAGCAAAAGCGCAGGCAGCCGAUGCCGCCGCAAACGAUACCAUUUUCGGUAAAAUCCUCCGCAAGGAAAUCCCGGCUAAAUUCAUCUACGAAGAUGAUAAGUGCGUUGCAUUUAACGAUGUGAAUCCGCAAGCGCCAGUGCACUUUCUCGUAAUUCCUCGCAAACCCAUUGCCCAGCUGUCGAAGGCGUCGGAAGAGGACGAGGCACUGCUCGGACAUCUGAUGCUGGUCGGUAAGAAGGUGGCAGCGGAACAAGGACUGGAGGAAGGCUACCGUGUCGUUAUCAACGACGGUAAGAACGGUGCUCAGUCGGUGUAUCACCUUCACCUGCAUUUCCUCGGCGGACGUCAGAUGCAGUGGCCACCGGGAUAAAGUGAUGUAGCGACGCUGUUGCUUUCAACGAUACAGUUACAUCGGAUGCAUUAAUAAAAAAGACAACGGAACGUUACGCUUAAA
This is a messenger RNA of Anopheles stephensi (Asian malaria mosquito), 537 nucleotides long. RefSeq names its product histidine triad nucleotide-binding protein 1 (gene HINT1). Gene Ontology annotation, biological process: purine ribonucleotide catabolic process. The transcript is spliced from 2 exons. Gene Ontology annotation, cellular component: nucleus; cytoplasm. Gene Ontology annotation, molecular function: hydrolase activity. The coding region runs from base 70 to 453 and encodes 127 amino acids. The record is from RefSeq and is a predicted model, not a curated record. Lineage: Eukaryota; Metazoa; Arthropoda; Insecta; Diptera; Culicidae.